Octopus sinensis (East Asian common octopus) is the source of this 2430-nucleotide messenger RNA. RefSeq lists its product as uncharacterized. NCBI's taxonomy places the organism in Eukaryota, Metazoa, Mollusca, Cephalopoda, Octopoda, Octopodidae. The transcript is spliced from 15 exons. The coding region runs from base 303 to 2048 and encodes 581 amino acids. The record is from RefSeq and is a predicted model, not a curated record.
GUAUGUAUAUAUACAUACAUACAUGCAUUUGUAAAUAUAUGGAUUUGUGUAUGUGUAAACAAAGUGAGGGAGUGACAUGAAAAGACAGGAAAAAAGGAACAAGAGACGAAUUCUUGCAGACAAAAUUUUGUAAAUACAGCUAAAUGGAUGAAAGUAAAGCAAUUAAUAAUACCUGUCUUUAAGAACAUUUGAUGUAGAAAUUCUAAUCAACUUUGUUUAGCCUCAGCCAAGAUCUCAAAAAAAAUAAAUAAAAGGAAAACCAUUAUUUGUCAAGAAUACCUAAUUCAUUUCUAUUUACUACCAUGUUGGUUCUUUCCUUUUGGAGUAUUUUAUUCUUCACCUUUCCUCAUUUUACAGAUGCCCAGAACACAACGUGGAACGUAGAAAUUUGUUUCUUUGAGGCAUAUUACUACUCAGCCGCAGUUACUUUGAACAAUGAAUCGAAAACCACAAGAAGUUUAGAGUUGCAAAAAUGCUUCAACAAUAAUUUUGAAUUAAACAGUAGAGAAAAGCCAAGUUCUAUUGAAGUUAACGAGCAUACUGGUUAUAAGGCAGUUGUUCAAAAUAAAGAUCUUCAAGAAAUGUAUGCUUUAGAGUGCCUGUCACAAUGUCAUGGGAACCAAAAGUUAGAAAAAUGGACACACUGGAACCUUGAAGUUAUACAUAGUGAGAUAAACGACAGUUAUGACUAUUCGUUUGAGAUAAGGCCUUAUGGUGAAGAGAAUAUAGUGUUUAAAACAAAUUCUAGGACAUCAAACACAUUGUUUCUGCCUACGGAAAUGAAUAGAAAGUCCAGAAUAGAGUUAUUUACUACAGGAAAAUUUUGGCCAGAAAAGAUUGUAUUUGCUCAAAAUGAAGAUCUUCAAGAAAUGUAUGCUAUUGAGGGCCUGUCAGGUUGUCCUGGAAACCAGAAAUUAGAAGAAUGGACACACUGGAACCUUAAAUUUAUACAUAGAGAGAUAAACGACAGUUAUGACUAUUCCAUUGAGAUAAGGCCUUAUGGUGAAAAGAAUAUAAUGUUUAAAACAAAUUCUACGACAUCAAACGCAUCAUUGUUUCUGCCCACGAAAAGGAAUAGAAAGUCAAGAACAGAGUUAUUAACCACAGGAAAAUCUUGUCCGGAAAAGAUUAUCAAACUGAAGAACAUGGAAACUACCAAGAUAUAUUCCUGUAGUGAUAUUCUUAACCAAAGUAAUCCUUACAAUGAGUGUUCAUUGAGAAAUGAUCUUAUGUGGAUAAUAGAACUAACCUCUCAUUCCAAACUAAUUAGCCUCGUCACACAGGUAACGAUAUUUGUUGGAGUGACCAGCAAUGGAACAAACUCUUCACAAGAACUAACAUUCAGAAAGUCAGCUUAUUCCCCCACAUUCUCUGCUUCUACCAAUAUUGGAACCGUAAGCAUUGAUGAGGUUGAAAUAUACUUUGAAGAUUAUAACGAAUCUUUUGACAUAUCCAAAAUUGUUAUGACAGGAAUACGUACUGGAGAAGAAUAUGGUUGUGUUAACAUCACUAAGACAAUCCCAGCUAAAUAUUCGUGUAAACUAUGGAAAAGCAAAAAUUGGCUGUUGAAAGUUAUUUCUCCUGAAGAACAAGAAAGAAAGUUUGUUGUAGAAUUUAUUCAAGACAAGUUAUCUUCUUUCUCCAGAAACUUGACAUGGAAUCGUUCCACUUUUUACGGAGAUAGUCAUAUCAUGUAUUUUAAUCUAAAGACGUAUGAAGACGAUGAAGUUACAAGCUUAAAACUCCAUUUCUUCGAUAAAUCCUUCAGAAUCAGUGAAAUAAGCUUAACCAAGAAUCACCCAGAGUUUAAAUUCAAAACAAAUGAAGAAAGAAAAUUGCAGAAUAGUUCGGUGACAGAAUUUACUCGAAUACCAAAAGAGGAGAAAGGAGAGAAAAUACAAUCAAAUAAAUCAUGUCACGUUACAAACGUUACGAAUGUUACGAACAUUAUGAAAAUAGUUAUUGGCACCCUUGCAGUCAUCAUAUCAUUCUUGAUCAUCAUCAUCAUCGUUCUCAGAAUCAGAUACAAUACGCUCAGAACAGUAUAAACAAUGCUAACACAUCAACAAUUCAAGACGUUGCUGAACAAGGUUAUUUCCCCAUGCAAAUAAACACUCCAGUUCGUAUUAAUGAACCCAGUCAAGGAUUUGAAGAGCAUGACUAUUGCUACAUGCAAAAUCCCAGCUCAGUUGAGUCCUGUCAAGGAUCAACGUCUUCACAGCUUAACCCUCUAGAUGUAUGUGAAAGCAGAAAUCCACUAUCAGAAAAGUCAGCUCAAAUUUGUAAUUCUCCAAUAUAUGAAGAACUAACAGUAUAGCCCAGCAUUGCUCGGGUUUGUUUUUUAGUUGUGCUUUUAAAAGUAUAGUGUGGUGAUGCUCAAGUUUGCUCUGAAUGUGCUGCAAAUGUGUAAUGCCGACUUCAGUACAUUUA